This is a messenger RNA of Acipenser ruthenus (sterlet), 2830 nucleotides long. Its product is annotated as butyrophilin subfamily 1 member A1-like. The transcript is spliced from 11 exons. The record is from RefSeq and is a predicted model, not a curated record. Gene Ontology annotation, molecular function: protein binding. The coding region runs from base 339 to 1814 and encodes 491 amino acids. Lineage: Eukaryota; Metazoa; Chordata; Actinopteri; Acipenseriformes; Acipenseridae.
AGAGAGAGAUAUUAGCACAGAGGAAGUUAACUUUAAGCUUUCUAACACGCAGCAGGAAACGCCCACUUCAGAAUAUGCAAAGUGAAAGUAUCUUGCUGUUUGUGAUCAGCGCAGCGUAGCUUUUCAGCUUUCGUUUUAAACAUGCCGACCAAACCUUUGAUUUGAGGUGAUAUACCAUAUUGGACAUGGAUCCUGGAAGUAUUGGAUCUUAUUGCGGGGUGAAAAAAUACAUAAUUGAAUUGCAUUAAUAGACGUUUGAAUUGGAGGAGACAAGAACACAGGCGAAAGCGAAAUAAAUUCCACUGCAGGUGGCGUCCAGUCAAAAGGACAAGGUUGCUAUGUUACCACCAGAAAUGAAGAACCAUUUCCUGAAAAGUAGUGGGACAAUUUUAAUCUUGUUUCUUAAAGUGUGCCUGACAUUAGCAGAAAAGCCAGUAGUUGUUGCAUCGAAACACCCAGUCGUCGUCUUUCCUGGUGAAAGUGUAACUUUACCCUGCAAUUUGUUUCCACAAGCAAGCGCUGUGGAUCUGGAAGUGCGGUGGUACCGACACAGAUACAAUAAAAUAGUACAUUUAUAUAGGUUUGGGAAGGAUGUCACGGAUACACAACUUAAAGACUACCAGGGCCGGACAGGGCUCUUUAAAGAGGAGCUGGCCAUUGGCAAUCUCUCUUUACAAAUAAAAAACACUGUGCUUUCUGAUAAUGGAGUGUACACCUGCUUUGCUGGAGAUGAACAGUGGGACGAACAAGCUGAAAUCGAACUUAUUGUUGCAGCUCUGGGGACCCAGCCCUCAAUCUCUAUGGACUCUACACAAGGAGAGCAGACCCGGCUGGUGUGCAGAUCAGAGGGGUGGAGCCCUGAACCUGAAGUGAUCUGGAGAGACAGGGAUGGAAACAAUGUGACAUCACUGUCCAGCCCAACAGUGCAGAGCGACAGUCAGGGGUUCCUCAGUGUCAGCAGCUACAUCAAAAUCAAACAGCAGUCAAACGUGUUCUCCUGUCUGGUUAGAAGUAAAACACCAAAACCAGACUGGGAAUCCAAACUCCACAUAUCCAGUGAUUUUUUCCCAGGAGUCUCUGGAUGGAUGGUGGCUUUCUUCUUGACUUUAGCUCUCAGUAUUGUAGCCAUUCCUCUGCUGGUGAUCCAAUGGAGGAGAAUGAAUGAGAUGGAGAAGAAGUAUGAACCUAAGGCUGUUCUGCAUCUCCAUAAGGAACUUGAUUCAAUGCACCAGGUCCUCAAAUCAGAAUGGAAGUGGAUCCGCGGCUCAGCAGUGGAUGUGACUCUGGACCCUGAUACAGCGAGCCGCUGGCUCAUCCUGUCUGAGGAAGGGAAACAAGUGAGACAUGGAGGCACACAACAGGCUCUCCCUGACAAUCCAAAGAGAUUUGAUCAGUACGCUGAUGUCCUGGGUAGGCAGGGCUUCACUUCAGGGAGACACUACUGGCAGGUGGAGGUGGGGGAGAAGACUGCGUGGGAGUUAGGAGUGGCCAGAGACUCCAUCAACAGGAAGGGGGAGAUUACAGCAAGCCCUAAAGAUGGACUCUGGAUUAUGUGGCUGAGGGAUGGAGAGUACAAGGCUCAUGCUGAUCCCUCUAUCACCCUUUCCCUGAGUGUGAAGCCCCGGAAGGUGGGGGUGUAUCUGGAUUAUGAGGAAGGGCAGCUCUCCUUUUACAAUGUGGAGACCAGAUCUCACAUCUACACUUUCACUGACACCUUCACUGAGAAGCUCUAUCCAUUCUUCAACCCUGGUAAUAAUAAAGAUGGUAAAAACGCAGCCCCACUGAUCAUCCUCCCUGUCAGUGAUAGAGAUUGAAUAAAGUGGUGUAUCUGUAUGACAGCCUACACCAGCACUGAUUAUCCUGUUCAUUGCAUUAUUACUUGCCCAUCUAUUUCUUUGUCUACCUGUAAUUGUUUUACCGAUUUGACUUGACAAAACUAUGGGAACAACCGUCACAUUUAACACACCCCUGUGACUGGAGCACAUGGGCUGUCCCUCACAUGCCUGAUUCAUUUAACACACCCCUGUGACUGGAGCACAUGGGCUGUCCCUCACAUGCCUGAUUCAUUUGUGUGGCACCAGCCGUCUCAUCACUGUGCUCAGCCUCAUCACAGUGCUCAGCAUCAUCACUGUGCCCAGCCUCAUCACUGCCCCCCUUGCAUUGCAAUGAACAUAUUUCAGUUGUGGUGUUGUUGUUGUUUUACAUUCAUCUUUUUUGUUUGAUUUUUACCUGAUAGUUCAUGCGAUGCAGGUCAGGUCACAUGUCCUAGAUUUCCUAGAUGCAAUGUAACAUGUAGUUCUGUGUGGUUUAGUUUGUGAAUAAUAUCAAGUUUUACAAUAGAUAGGAGGAGACCUGCACUGCACUGUAAAUACUGCUAACAGAAUGAAGAGAUGCAUUGAUUCAUUUAUGCUAACAUGACACUGGAUUGCAGUCACAACGACAUGUAGAUUUAGAUGCUUAUUUUUAGAUGGUUGAGUUUUUUUUUUAAAUGUAUAUUAAAGGGUUGCUUCACACCAUCUGAGAAUAACAUCAGUGAGCAAAAACUACAAUAGCGAAUGCUAGAGAUCAAACUAUGAUAUUAAACAGGUACGGAAUUAACCAUGUGGAUGAUGAGUGCCAGGAUCCCUUUACAAUAUGUAUCAAUGUUGCUUAUUUAGACGUUCAUGCAAGUAGGGUUCAGAUCUUUUAACUUUCUAUACCAGAGCCCUUGCUUUUAGAAAUGCGGACUUGGACAGAUUAAGCUGUUUUGGGUUAAUGCAGCUGAACCAGAUUAAGCUCCAGGUUUUUGUAAUCUCUGCUUCAUUAAUAAAUAUUUUAAUUUCUAAUGAAA